Empidonax traillii (willow flycatcher) is the source of this 972-nucleotide messenger RNA. Its product is annotated as basic proline-rich protein-like. Bases 1 to 972 code for a protein of 323 amino acids. NCBI's taxonomy places the organism in Eukaryota, Metazoa, Chordata, Aves, Passeriformes, Tyrannidae. The transcript has 2 exons. The record is from RefSeq and is a predicted model, not a curated record.
AUGCAAAGACAGGCUACCUCUAUUAACAAAAGGAGGAAGCCCCAUGACAAAGCAUCGCCCCACGCCAACACAUCUGAUUUCGCCGUGUUAUCCUUGGCACUUCACAGCGAUGAUGGAAACUCAAGCGCACGCUGCAGUAAGGCAAACCCCAAACUUCCAGACGAGGAAGCGCCGGAUGGCCCAAGGCACCGGCACCCACCCACUCACCCUGCCCCUCCGGCCGAGCUGCCUCCAGGGAGAGCGGAUACAAGUAACCGCAAAUUACCUCAGAAGUACAGAACAGCGGCCAGGCUGCCGCGGAGCCGGGGCAGGAGGCGCAGGAGCGGCGAUGCCGGCUGCAGACCCGACCCGCGCCCCGUCGCGGCAGUUUCACACCGAGACCCGGGGCUGCACCCGGGCAGGCGCCGGCAGCUCCCCGCGGCUUCCCCCGUGCCCGGCAGGUACGGAGGAGCGGUCAGCGCCAGGCACCACUCUGCCGAGGGAAGGGGCAGCGGGGAGCUCCUCCAGCCUUGUCCCUGCCGGGCGGCGCCGCCACUUCCCUUCCCCGUCCCGCCUGGUGGGAGCGCAGCGGGAGAGAUACCUGCGCCGCCCUCCGUCCCCCUCCCCCGGGGCGGCAAGCCAGGGAGGAAGCAGCCUCCCGAGCGCUCCUCCCCAGACUCGCCCCGAACGGGCAGCGCGUCCCGCCUCCCCCCAGGGGCUCCCCCGACCCCGCCGUACCCCAGCGCCGGGCGCCCUCACCGCUCCUCGUCAGGCGGCGGGAGGAACCUCUCCCACCGAGGAUCUUCGUUCAAAGUGCUGCCCGAGGCGGGGGAGGGAGCGAGGGAAGGGGGAGAGGCUCCUGCCACCGGCCCCGAGGUAGGAAGGGUCGUCGGCCCCGCCGCCUGCCCACCCCAGGGACCGAGCGCCUGCAGAAACAAUAAAUUCUGCGCUCAGGACACGAUGGACAGCGCUUUUGUUCGUGUUUACGCCUGA